CUAUAUAAACAUUUUUAGUCUCCUCCUCUCUCUCAUCAUACCACACGAUAUUCUCUCUCUCUUAUGAUUUAAAACGCUAAAGAAACCUAUCUACAUCGUAAUCUCUCUUCUUUCCAAACAAUGGCAGAAAAAGCAGCAUCAUCGCCAUUGAAACGCCAAAGAGAAGAAUAUGAACAAGAUACCAUGCUUCAAGAAGAUACAAAAAGACAAAAGCCUUCUUCAUCUUCUACCGUGUACAAUCAAGUACAAUGUCUCUUAUAUGAUGAAGAAGCAAAAAAUGAAGCAGAACAUGAUUUAGCUUCCCUAAUCACCUCACUUCAGCAAGAGAUCUCUACGGAAGAGGAAAACGCUGCCGUUUUUGCGAAUCCUGCUCUCUCUUCUUCGGCUUGCUCCUCCUCCUCUUCUUCGUGUGAUUCAAAGGAAGACGAGUAUGAAGGCGAGAAGGAGAAAGUGAUGAAGCAUCUUCUUGAAGCUUCCGACGACGAACUAGGGAUACCUAACACUGACUUUGGCGGGAGUCAUUAUGAGAUGAUUAAGAAUGAAACUAAUCAAGAUUACAUUGAUGAGUUUAGUUUAAUAGAUGAUGGUUUUGGUAAUGGGCUUUGGGAGCUUGAAGAUGAAGCUGCUAACUAUUACACGUUACUGCAGUCAGAACUGUUCAUGUAGAAGUUCAUAGGGGUAGAAUAGGGAAACAAGCAAGAAGUUGGGUAAAAAUGAAAAAGUAAAGACCAAAUAUGAUGAAGAAAAAAAUUUGAAUAUUUUAUGGAAUUAUUCCUUUUUAUUACUGGGUUUCUCUUUUAUUUGUUUUAGCUACUAUAUUUAUAUUUCUUUCUUUCAUUAGUUAUUAAAUUUCUAGUGGGACUACUGAUAAUGAUAUACUA
Brassica oleracea var. oleracea is the source of this 881-nucleotide messenger RNA. RefSeq lists its product as uncharacterized. The transcript has a single exon. The record is from RefSeq and is a predicted model, not a curated record. Lineage: Eukaryota; Viridiplantae; Streptophyta; Magnoliopsida; Brassicales; Brassicaceae. The coding region runs from base 121 to 666 and encodes 181 amino acids.